This is a messenger RNA of Cydia pomonella (codling moth), 5790 nucleotides long. Its product is annotated as transmembrane protein 179. The coding region runs from base 278 to 991 and encodes 237 amino acids. The transcript is spliced from 5 exons. The record is from RefSeq and is a predicted model, not a curated record. NCBI's taxonomy places the organism in Eukaryota, Metazoa, Arthropoda, Insecta, Lepidoptera, Tortricidae.
AAUGUUUCAUUAAGGUACUAUAAAAACCGCUGUUUCCUUUUUCCAGUGUUGGAAACAUUGCGCCGAACUCAUUGUUUUUGUCAUUGGGACAGACGUCAACGAACUGUCAACGUAGUGAGUGUUGUAUUACUUGUAUUUAUUUUUCAUCCAGCGUAGAUUGGUUACCUGCUUAUCUUUAAAUCCGUAACAGAUAUUAAACAACAAAAGUAUCGCGUCCUACCGUCUCUUUAUGUGAAACCGUAAUUCUUGGUUAUUAUUCACUAGUGUAAGAGUCACCAUGGCUCUAACAAACGUGGUGCUGGUGAGCCAGAUCGCAGGAUAUUUCGUCGGACUGAUCCUGUCCCUGUGCAUCAUGGUGCCGAUGAGCAUGCACGUUCACGAGUUUAAUGGCCAUUGCUUGCUCUUCUCUGGGGGCGAAUGGCAAGAGACGGACGGGCAGUUCAAUGUCCAGUGGGCCUCCAUGGCAUACUGCAACUACGUCAUCGCCAUCGGGGUGCUCUUGUUCGUCGUGUGUCUUGUGCAGAUAUACAGGUUAUCCAUGCUACUGUACCGUGACAAGGACAGCUCUUUCCUCUCAGCCUUCCUGGAGGCUACCGGCUGUGCGCUACUCUGUGCGUUGGUUAUCUGUGCCGCCAUCGCCGUCACGCUGGGAUUCAUGACCUGGUGCCGGAACAUCACUGACCGCUUCCCCAGUUGUGACGUCGCGGCGGGACAGGACAUCGAUAAAAAGGACAACAUUUCCACGAACAAUUUUUACAUGGAAAUUGGAACUGCACAGUUCGGCGCGUGGGGCGCGUUCGCCACGUGCGUGGGGCUGGCCGUGUUCUCCACGCUGAAGCUGUGCCGCUACCACCAGCUCGAGAACAUCCGCGUGUCCAUGUUCCGCGAGCGGCAGCGCCUCGUCAACGAGGCCCCGCCCGCCAGCACGCCGCCCAUGGACGCCCGGCGCGCGCGCCAGGUCACUCCGCAAGACAUCGAGGAGGAGCGCUAGGAGGCAUAGAAUAAGCCAAGCAAACAGUACCUAACGUUUCAUGCAUUUUGGUUCUAAAAACAAAUAUCAGUUAACGAAAAUUCAUGGCAGCUUUGAGUGUCUCUUCUGAAUAAUUCUUUUAUUGCCUUUGGUAUGUUGGAGCGCUCUUUAGAUCGAAUGGAAGACCUUGCAAUUCAUAACGCCCCGUCUGCCCCACUCUAAAACUGCGCUACCACCAGCUCGAGAACAGCUGUUUCAGUAGAUAAUUAAAUAUCAUAAUGCGGUCAGAUACAUCAUUAUGUACCUGACAUGUUGGAACGCUCUUUAGACCAAAUGAGAGUAUCUGCAAUUCAUAACGCCGCCUUCCCCACUCUGAAACUCGAGAACAUCCGUGUAUCCAUGUGUCUCAUGUAUCGUGGGAGCCGUCGCCGUGUGCACGGGUCCGGCCACCGGCACGCCGCCGGUGGAAGGCGAGGAGAGCGCAUCGGACGAGGCCGCAGGAUAUUGAGAAGUGCUAGGGUAGAAUAAGGACAGCUAAACAACUUCAUGUAAAAGGUAUAAUUUCAGGCGUUUUGGUUCUAAAAGCAAACAUCAACAUUUCUUUAGGCCAAAUGGUAGUAACUACCGUUCAUAAUGCCCUGCACUCCCUGUAGUGUUAUCGCUACCACUAACUACGACAUCCAUCCAUCUAUUGAGGGCCGCUAGGGUAUAAUAAGUCCCGUUAAUGAACAUGAAUACAACUAGAUUCAAACUUUAGCUAUAAUUUUAUAUGGUGGGCUGAACUAUAGUAGUUUAGUAUGAAGCAUAUAAAACAACGCGCGGUUGCAGCUUGAUGCAUUUAUAGAUAGAAAAGUCUAUCUCAUUGUGCCACAGGUCCUGCAAGAAAGAUGGGACUCAUUUCGGCAAUAUAAACCUAAAUAAGGUCGACUGGGAAAACUUAGAAAGCGGGAUUGUUUUUUAAAAAUGCUGAUAUCUAGUAACUAAACCACUUGGUACUUUGGCAACACUUUAACAAUCCUAUUGGACUUACACCUUAUUGUCCAUUUUGUGCGUCUUUUUUGGUUUUUGUUGCUUUAAUUAUUUUUUGCGACAAUAAAUGACUUUAUUUUUUUUAACACUUACACUUAGUACCUAUAUAGUAGCUGGUGUAGUAGAUAUUUGGAACUUUCAAAAUUACCCCGCUUUCGAAGUUAUCCCAAUGCACCUUGGUAUAGUUUCUUUAUUUAGAUUUUGUAAGUUCUCUGCAAUUAAUCUAUAUGUAUAUUUCGAUUAGCAAUUUUUAACUAGUUAUUAAUGUUAUUAUUAAUUAAAGCAAUAAUGUUUAACGUUUAUUUAAAUUUGUAAUUUUUGAGAGGUUGGAUUGUUUAUACUACAAACCAAUCCAUUUAGAUCUCAAAUAUAGGCAUAUUCAACAUCAAAGGGGAAGGGGCAUUCUAUCAGUGUCGUUGACUUAAUGCCCCGUAUGUUCGUGUUCUUCUCUCACUCUCACUGAGUGUAAACGUGAGCGAGACGGAUGCACGUGCUCGGGACCGCGGAUAUCAUGUUUUUUUAAUUUUAAUAUGUUGUAAGUAAUAUAAAAUAAUAAGAGAAAAAUAAAAAAUAAAACAUUUUUAGAAGCAAGUUUCAUAUUUUUAGAUUUUGUGCAUAAAUUGUUACAAUUUUUUAAAUUGGGUUUAAGAUCUAUGCUCGUGAUUUUUUUCUAUCGAGCGAAAGUAAAAAAAUCAGGAUUCGAAUCGCUGACGUCCCGAAAAUCCGGUCAAUAGUACGUACUGGGAGCUAUCGCUUUCCUCUGGGUUCAACAAACAUUCGGGUAUAUGGCGUUUUGAAGGCACUCUGGAAUGCUGCCAAUGUGCGCACUAACGAGGUCCACGAAAUUAUGUCUUCAAAAAAGUAUUAAGCGCGCACAACCUGUUUGGCGUAAUAAGUAGCUCAAAUUAUUUAAUUGCUGAGCAAUUGAGAAAGUAUUUCGUUAGACAAUAAUUUAAAAUAGGCAGGCUAUUCGAGAUUAUGUUGUGAUCUUCCAUGAUUUUCUAAUAAAUUAUCUAUGUAAUGUAUAAGUUUUGCUCGUAUACAGGCCAAGUCCAUGUUAAAAAAAUUCUUGGGUUUUGAAAGUGAUAUGAAAAUGACUUUCUUAGAAACGAGCCCAAAACCUGAAGGUCAUUUUAACAUUUUAUAAACAGGACCAUCCUUUACUUUAGAGUUUAUAUAUAGUUAAAAUUUUAUUGAUUUAAAAGUCAUAAAUAUAUUUUAUUUAAUACUAGUUAUCGUAAGCUAAUGUGAUAACUGAUAAAUAUAAAUGUUAGUAGUAGUAAGUUUAUGUACAAAACAUGCAUUGAAUCAUUUUUAUCAUAUUUUUUAUUAAUUAGACCUUUUUUAUUUAUUUUGUUUGUGUUCGUCCCGUAGACAUUUAUCUAAACACAAGUUUCUGUGAGACACAGACAUUAAAUACCUAUAUUAAACGGGUCACUCACGUAUUUUAAUACGAGGUAGUCAAGAUACGUAGUGAAAUGUUUCGAGCAAUUUUCGACCUAAAAUACCCGAGUGAUCCGUUUUAAUAUAUUUAAGUUGCUUAAAAUUCAACGUGAAUUACAUUUAAUAUACUCUACCACCCGUAACAAGUCUAAACACAAAUUGUUGUAAAUUCAAUUUGAGUUUGUGUUAGUAGAGUGUAGUAAUUGAGUGUAUUUCCACGAUGUAGUGUAAGAUUGUGAUCUUACAACAAAUGAUGAACCUGCUGUGGCGUUAAAUGUUAAUCAAUGUAUUCAUUCUUUCAAAUAUUUCUCAUACAAGUGUUAUUAUUAAACAUUGUCAUUAGCAUAUUUAGAAUUUUUAUAUGAACAUUAGGGUGCCUUUCGAACAGAGAUGUGCUAUGCUAUAGUUUUAAUGCAUUUGAAACGUAGCUGUAGCUGCGUUUCAAAUGAAUGAAAACAGCAUAACAAGCAUAGCACGUCUCUGGUCGAAAGGCACCCUAAGGCUUUGGACUGGACGCACGCCUUCGCCUUGGUCCAAAACAGGUUAAUUCAAGUCUAUACAUGUGGACCGUGCCGCUCGGAGCCGGGCGUUAUAAGUAAUGUUUUGUGUGCAUAUCAACGUACGAGGGUCAUGCCAAAAGAAGUUAGAUACUCUAUGGUCAUUUGAUCGAUACUGGCCAGUUAUACACCAUUGUAAAGGUAGGUUAUUUGCUAAUAAAUUCAAAUAUGGAACACUCGGAAAAUGUUAGGAUUCCUUUUUUAAUUAUUUUUUUUCUGGGUAAUUUUGGAGGGAAAUUUUCGCAACAAUGGAGCUCACUCGACGUGAUUUUCGUGUUAUGAUUUAUUAUGAUUUUAAAAAAGGUUUAAAACCUCAAGAGUGUUUUGAACUUUUAGUUUCAACUUUUGGCGAGUCUGCUUGUUCACGUGCAACUGUUUUUAAUUGGUUUGCUGAAUUUAAAAGGGGACGAGAGACCUUUGAAGAUGAGGCGAAGACCGGACGGCCGCCAACCGCAGUCACUCAAGAAAACGUACAGGCUGUGGAAAAAAAUGUUCGUGCGAACCGACGAAUUACAUAUGCAGAGCUCGAGCGUGAGCUGGGUAUUGGAUCAGCAGCAUUGCAAACUAUAAUUCAUUAUCAUCUGGCCCUUCAUAAGCGUUGUUCAAGAUGGGUGCCGCACAAACUCACCGAUUUGCAAAAAGACCGCCGCGUAGAUUGGUGCAAAUUUAUGAUAGAUAAAUUCGACGCUGGCGAGAAAAAAAAUGUAUAUGAUAUACUUACAGGUGACGAAACAUGGCUAUAUAACUACGACCCCGAAACAAAGCGGCAGUCCACAGUAUGGUGUUUUGAAGAUGAGCCGACGCCAACAAAAUGUCGCCGAACCCGAAGUACACAAAAACAAAUGAUUGCCUCAUUUUUCUGCAAGACGGGACAUAUUGCUACGAUAGUGCUAGAAGAUCAAAGGACAGUCAACUCUGAAUGGUAUGUGACAGUUUGUGCCCCCAGAGUACUGUCAGCUUGGUGUGACAAGCGGCCGAAAUCGGGAACUCAGCACCUGCUCUGGCACCAUGACAACGCUGCCCCUCACACUUCUGCUAGAACACUUGACUAUUUCAGCUCAAAAAACGUGACUAUCUUGCCCCACCCGCCAUAUUCCCCCGACCUAGCCCCUUGCGAUUUUUACUUAUUUCCCAAAAUUAAAGAAAAAUUAAAAGGAAGGCGAUUUGAGAACAAAGAAGAUGCCCUGGCUGCGUAUAAUUAUGAAAUUUCUGAGGUAUCUAAAGAAGAGUGGUCAUCGGUAUUUUCUAAGUGGUUUAGACGGAUGGAAAAGUGUAUACGUGUUCACGGUGACUACUUCGAAAAAAUAGAUAGCUGUAAUAAAGAAUAAAGUCGGUAACUUUUGAGUAUCUAAUUUCUUUUGGCAUGACCCUCGUAACUUCGUUUAAAAUGUUUACUUCGUCUUCUUGCAAGGGCAAUUAUUCGACUUUGCUUUACGCUCCUUUGUUAUGAGAUCAGUUUUUCUGCUACCUGCAAUAUCAGCAAAUUUCAUUGGUCACUCGUGAUAUUGAAGAUAUUAUCUGGAUCAUAUUACCAUCUCUUUCAUUCUUGCCAAUGCAAGUGUGAAGUUUUACGGCCCCGGUCGUCAGUUUGGCUUGCGGAUAAUAUAGAUAGAGCAAUAUCGAAUAUAAACUUAGUUAUUUUACAAUCUAAUCAAACAGGCAAAGGCUACAUAAACUGCCAAAGACGCCAGACGAAACGAGUUAUUGUAAGUUUGCAUAUUACCAUGUGUAUCCAAGACUAUCAGUACUGAUAAGUGUUAUUAAUAUAAUAAAACGAUAUAAUGCCGAAAA